This is a messenger RNA of Triticum dicoccoides, 587 nucleotides long. RefSeq lists its product as uncharacterized. The record is from RefSeq and is a predicted model, not a curated record. The transcript is spliced from 3 exons. Bases 8 to 328 code for a protein of 106 amino acids. Lineage: Eukaryota; Viridiplantae; Streptophyta; Magnoliopsida; Poales; Poaceae.
GCUGACCAUGGCGCUAUGCAGCCUGGCCGCGAAGACGCGGAUCCCCGCCGCCGCCGCUUCCGCUGCCCGGCUCCCGUCGCCCCCUCACGUUUCGCCGGCGUUCGGCACUUCGGCCCUUCCUUUCUCCUCCUCCAGUAAGAGCGCUAGAGACUGGUACCUGCUUCAGCGAGAACAUUAUGACAGUGUGACAAGAGAGUUAAAAAACUACAGCCGUGAGGUUGUGUGGACUGAAAGGCUAGCUAAGCUGCUUAAUGUGGUAUACGUGCUGGGUACGCCUUUUAUCGUUGGCCCUUUGGUCUUAAAAGGGAUUGCCAUUCGGAGAAUGUGAGGGGGUAGCAGCCAUCCACUACUUCGUCUAUUACUGCUGAUGCAUGUGAACUCGUAGUUCAGCACUCUCUUUGUGUUAACUGCCUGACUUUCAAGAGCAGAUAACCAUAUGGGAAUAAUGGCUUGUUGCGUCUGUGUCUUGACCUGCAUUGCGUCGCUGAUAACCUCGUGAUUAUGGCUUUAUGUAGAUUUGUGCAAGCGUACUUGUUUGCUGUAAUGGUUUGUCGCACUUGUUUGCCGUUAACUUAUGUCUAUCCCUA